Molecule: messenger RNA, 2577 nt
Organism: Penicillium antarcticum
Lineage: Eukaryota; Fungi; Ascomycota; Eurotiomycetes; Eurotiales; Aspergillaceae
Product: pentatricopeptide repeat protein
Exons: 1
Coding region: 1-2577 (858 amino acids)
Molecular function (GO): protein binding
Source: RefSeq, a predicted model, not a curated record
AUGCUGCGCCAUGCCAUUCAAGGAGCCCGAUGGUGUCAGCAUGUGGCUCGCAGCCCAUCGUGCGCUCCACGCCGGGCCUUCUCCGCCGCAGCUCCGCGGCGUCUGAAUUAUGGCGGACCAAACGACAAAGUCAACUUUUACGAACAGGAAUCCCUUCAAAGCAAAAAAAGACGAAAAGUGGACCCCGAAGCCGAAGAUUAUGAAGAUCGAGAGCGAGUCGAACAAGAGCUCGUGAAGCUUCAGGAUGAACUAAAAGUUAUGGAGGAGGGGCCUUUUGGUCCCAACAGCGAGUUCAUCACGAGUUUGCCGGACACGGAAAGAAAGAUUGCCAUAGAAGCUCUGCGAAAGUAUGACGAGGAACACCCCGAGGAAGCCAACCAGCCCGGGCUAGAGGAGGUUUUCGACCAGGAGCUCGACGACAUGGUGCGGGAGGAAUUUGAGGGCCUCGCAAUGGAACAAGAGAACUGGGAGGACGGAGCUAAGAGGCGGCGCAGCCUGGCUGCAAGAAGAUCUGUUGCCGCAAAACGCGCCGGUGCAGACUCUCACCCAUACGCCGUCAAGUUCAACAAUUCUUUACGACAAUUCCAAGGGAACACGUCUGACGAGCGGGCUCGGCAAGAAUUGUGGAAGUGGUAUCGGCGAUGCAAGCAGACCGUCCCACAUUUUUUGACUAUCAUGCCAGAGGGUGCAAUGGAAGCGGUAUGGAAGUCGCAAGCUACAGGCGAGAUCGAAAAAGCUACACGCUCAACACACUUGCAAGUCCUGGUCCAAGAUGCUACAUCUCUCGGUCAAGCGCUCACAACACCUCAAAUCCUGUCUUAUAUAACAUCCUUACAUGAGGAUGGCGCCACCAACCUUGCAUUGGAACAGUGGGAAGCAUAUCAAACAGAGCUAUCCCAGGAAAGAGAGGACCUGGAAGAAUACUGGAAACUUGGAGUACGGCUAUUCGCCGCUGAGCGCAACCCACAACGAGCCCAGGAUAUUGCAUUGGCCUUCCUGGCAAAUGACCGAAACCGCCAGCCGCGUGUGCUUAUCCCAAUUAUCAUAUCAUGGGGAAAGCUCCCGGGAAAGGAAGCCGAAGUCAAAGCAUGGGCUCUUUAUCUACAGCUCAAAACAUUCCUGGGAACCGAGAUGACUAUGGACGAUUACGAUCAGGUCAGCAUUGGUCUACUCACUGCUGGUCGAUUAGAUACAGCGGUUGCAAUUUUCAAGGAUAUGAUGGUUACUGGACAAGACCCAAGCAAUGAUUCAACUGCAUUGUACAAAUCUGCUCUGGGUCUAGCAGGUAAUCUUCACGCAUCAAGCAUCAACGAAAGCGACGUAAACAAAGUCUCUUUGUCUGUACUCAAGGUACUACCUCGCCGCUUCCAGAACCGAUUCUUCUAUGCCAGUUGGAUGAAGAAGCUUAUCGGUAUGGGAGAGGUCGACUCUGCCGCCCUUGUCAUCGAACUAAUGUACGAGCGAGAUGUCAAGCCUGAUAGCAAGCACUUGAACGGAAUAAUUGCGGGCUGGCUCCGCGAAGGAAACCCAAGCGCACGCAACAAGGCAGAGCGACUCGCAUGGUCCAUGAUCCAGCACCGCAUUAACACUGUAUGGAAGCGUUUCCAACCGGAGCAAAGUUCUCCCCAGCUUCAGGUCAAGCAUGAACAAGUAGAAGGCACCCGCCUUCCGCGAUUCAUGCAGAGAGCAAUUCCACCUGCGAGUAUUGAGACAUUCUCCAUCCUUCUUUUACAUUACACUCGCCGAGGUGAUGACGAUAUGGUCAAAUAUUUGGUCAAGUGUCUCGGCGAUGCACAAAUCAGACCAAACUCCUAUUUCAUGAAUCACCUUCUAUACGCAGAACUCCGCAAGCAAGAUGUGCGGUCUCUCUGGUCCAAAUUCCAAACUAUGUCACUCGCCAUCCGGCCUGAUCUAGAGACAUACGCCUGUCUCUGGGACUGCGCCAAGCUCCAAUACGACCGCGGACGGACAGCCUUUGACAAGGAUUUCCCAUCAGCACGACAACUCUAUGCCAACAUGAUGUCCUGGUAUUCGCAAUUAUCUCCCCACGCCCAGGAAUUUACCCGGACCCAAAUGCCCAAGGCUCUGUAUGAUCAGAUUGUGCGAUGUUUCUGUCUCUCCAAAGAUAUCUCUGGCACACUUGUCGCUCUCCACUCAAUGCGGUCCAUCUUUGGGUUCACACCAGACGAAACUACCGCACGCAUGAUUGUUCUUCAAAUCGCGCGAUUGGCUGCUGUUCCCACCGACACACCAAAGCGACGUCUCCGCCGCAUGUCUUCGACGCCACGAAGCAAAGAAAACAUCGGCCAAGUCACUCGGCUGUUAGAACUGCUAGGUGAACGCCAAGCCGAGGCUCUGCGCAUGCAAGGUUUGAGUCUGGACGAGCUGGACCCACAUGAAAAGGAACAGCACCAGAUUGAAGUCAUUGCUCGGCUACUUCGCAUCGUUCUGAGCCGGAAAGACAACCUGAGUCCAGUGCAAGUUGAAGAAAGACUCGUGAACGCGGCGAGAGAGAUGGACGCUGCGCAGGUUGAUCUGGGGUUGCCUUUGGGUGUCGAUGAUAGCAAGUUGCUGUAA